Molecule: messenger RNA, 624 nt
Organism: Miscanthus lutarioriparius
Lineage: Eukaryota; Viridiplantae; Streptophyta; Magnoliopsida; Poales; Poaceae
Source: the annotation of a GenBank genome assembly
AUGAAGCGUGCCAGAGAUGACGACGACGAUGACGCCACCAGCGGCAGCGCCAUAGGAGACGACGAUAGUCGUAGCUACGACCCUCAUCACGGAGAAGAAGACGAAGAAGAAGAAGAAGAACAGGACCAGCGACGACGGGCAAUAGCAUGCGACGUCCUGCUCUCCCUCUCCCUGUCGUGCUGGCCAUCAUCUUCUUCCAACAGCACCAGCGGCAGUAUCCAGCAGGCCGGUCAUGCUGCCGGCACGGCGGCGCCACCACUUAAUAAGCCCCGUCGUCGCCGGCGGCGGGGUACGGACGAGGAGUUCGAGUGCCUGACGUGCGGGCGGCGGUUCGCGACGUUCCAGGCGCUGGGAGGCCACCGGACAAGCCACCUCAGGCGGCCGGCGAGGACCAAGAAGCAGCCGCGGUCGUCAAAGGCGGUGCUGGUCCACGCGUGCGCGGCGUGUGGGCUGGGCUUCUCCACGGGCCAGGCGCUUGGUGGGCACAUGAGGAGGCACCGCCAGCUGGGCCGGGCUGACAGCGUGGGUUUUCCUUCUGGUGAUGUGGACCUUACGCAGAUCAUCGUGCAUGGAAGGCCCGCUUCCGCUUCCCCCUCCCUGCAGCUUCUCAACCUGUUCGUGUAG